Molecule: messenger RNA, 774 nt
Organism: Hydatigera taeniaeformis
Lineage: Eukaryota; Metazoa; Platyhelminthes; Cestoda; Cyclophyllidea; Taeniidae
Source: the annotation of a GenBank genome assembly
AUGUAUAACGGGAUAGGCUUGCCCACUCCCAGGGGCAGUGGUACUAAUGGUUAUGUCCAGCGGAAUUUGGCGUACCUUACCACUUAUAAAGACAGGAUUAAUUACAAGACGGAUGUGGAGGUCAAACGUGCGGAUGCGUUGGCCUUCAAGGAACCCAAUAAAGACAUUCUGAUGCACGAAAAAAAACGGCAGGUCGAAGUGAGGUGCUUUGAACUACGUCAAACGAUGGAAGAUCAGGGUUAUACUGAAGAAGAAAUUGAUGAGAAGGUAUCGGUCUUGAGAAAGGAGCUCACUUCAAGGCUUACUGACGACAUUGCUCCCAAGAGUCUGGGUGAGGCGUUUAAGUCCGGCACCACUCUUAUUCCGGACGCCAACAGGCUUGUUCCGAGAGGUACACACGAAACUGCUGCAGUGACGAUUCUAAAAAAUACCGUUUUUAAAGAGGCUCUGGGAAUAGGAGACGACUAUGAAGAUGGUAGUGCUAUGCGAAGCUCACGUGAACGACGUCAACAAGCCGAGGAGGCCAGGGCCCUUUUUGAGUCUCAGAAAAACUUGAAGCCUCUGAAUUCCUCGUCAGAUGACUCUGAAGAAGGUAAUGAUAAUACAAAGGAGAAGAAGUUCAGAAAGCGUAAGAAGAAUCACGGCCAUCAUAAAAGGCGAAAACGGAGUAGGAAAGAACCUUCGAACUCUUCAAACUCAAGUUCCGUGGAGGAUUCCAAGGAAGGACGGGAGAAGCACUCCAAGCGCCGACACCAUCGUGAGAGCAAAUCGUGA